AAUCGCAGGAAGUGGCUUGGAGAGAGGGUGGCGCGAGAAGGAAGGAGGUUUGGAGGAAGGAGGAGAGGAAGGGCGAGAACACAACGCAGGCUGUGUGUGUUUGUGCUGAAGGAGAAAACGGGAAGAACGUCGUUGAAAAGAAGAGAAACGGGGGAGAAAGUGUGCGGGAGAAAGAGGAAUAGAGAGGGGUAGGAACGUGUGUCGUUGACGUGAUUACGAGUGACGUGACGUGACGUGACGUGACGUCGAGGCGUCGAGAUGCUCCUGGAUGAGAUGGCCGCCUCCGUUCACACUCUGCUGUCACUGCUUCUCGUCCUCGGUGGUUGUACGCUGUGCAACGGCAGGAUCACGAAUCAGGAGAUAGUGACAAUGACAGAUGCGGAGGCAGUGGCAGGUGGAAUUGCUCAGUUACCAUGCGACGUGGAACCUCCAGUCCCCGGGGACAAGCUGCAUCUAGUUAUUUGGUACAAGGAGGAAGCAGACGCACCGAUAUACAGUUUCGAUACGAGGGGUCGAAGCAACCUAGAACAAGGGAAACACUGGCAGGAUAUCAGCCUCGAAAAUCGUGCCUUCUUCAGAUAUUCAGAACACCCCGCGAAACUCAUUCUCGAGAAAGUCGGUGAGAGCGAUGCUGCCGUUUACAGAUGCAGGGUCGAUUUCAAGCAAUCCCCCACCAGGAACAGCAAAGUGAAUCUCACGAUUAUCAUACCGCCGGAACAGCUUAGCAUAUUGAACGAAGAUGGAACGUCUCAUAUUCCCUAUUACAUCCUGGGCCCGUACACCGAGGGCGCAUCUCUGAAUAUUACCUGCGACGCUACUGGUGGUCGACCUCAGCCAAGAGUGACGUGGUGGCAAGAGAACGCUCUUCUCGACGACACUUACGAAACUAUUGAAACGAAGAAGGUACGAAAUGUGCUGCGAUUGGAAAAGUUGGGUCGUGAGCAUCUGAACACGAUUUUAACUUGUCAAGCUUCGAAUAACAACAUGGUCGCUCCGAUAUCCAGUUCUGUUACCCUCGAUAUGAAUCUGAAACCAUUGUGGGUCCGUAUGCAAGAGAAGAACCGUCCACUUAGCGCUGGCACUAUAUACGAGAUCAUUUGUGAAGUGGUUGGGGCCAGGCCGACGCCGAAAAUCACGUGGUCCAAGGGUAGCAUAAUGCUGAGGAACGCCAGACAAACGAUAAGCCCCGACAACAACGUCACCACCAGCGUCCUCACGUUCGUGCCGAGUAUCGAGGAUGCGGGCAAGUUCCUCUCUUGCCACGGGAGCGUGCAGAAUAUCCCGGAUUCCGAGAUGAAGGACGAGUGGAAGCUCGACAUAUACCACGAGCCGGUGGUUACCCUCGAGCUCGGCAGCAAUUUGAACUUGAGCGCAAUCCGCGAGGGUAUCGACGUUUACUUCGAGUGCAAUAUCAAGUCGAAUCCGUGGGUGUACAAGGUCUCCUGGCGGCACAACCGUAAUCCGUUGUAUCAUAAUCAAGCGACUGGAACCAUAAUCAGUAAUCAAAGCCUGGUACUGCAGAGCGUGACUCGCAGUAGAGCUGGGAUCUACACGUGUAUUGGCAGCAAUCAGGAAGGCGAUGGAGAGAGCAAUCCACUGAAUCUGGACAUCAAAUUCGCCCCUGUUUGUCAUCACGGUCAGGUGAAGGUAUUCGGUGUGGCGCGACAGGAAACCGCGAGGAUACCGUGCGAGCUCGAGGCAAAUCCACCGGAAGUAACGUUUAUGUGGAAGUUCAAUAACACAAUGGAGACGAUCGACAUACCUCAAGCACAAGUCAUCAGCGAGAGAACACGUUCCACGGCCUCUUACACACCAAUGACCGAGUUAGACUAUGGUACUCUGCUUUGUUGGGGUACAAAUGAGCAGGGAACGCAACUUGAACCUUGUGUCUAUCACAUUGUCCCAGCUGGUCACCCGGACACACCGCGCAAUUGCUCUCUUUUGAACCAGACAAUAGACUCGCUGUACGUGGAGUGCAUCGAGGGGUUCGACGGUGGUCUGCCGCAGAAGUUCACGAUACAGGUGGACCGUGAGUCGGGAACAAGCAGCACAUCCUCGAAACCGAGCACCACGGUUUACAAUCAAACGAGCAAAGUGCCAUCGUUCUCGGUCGGAAAUCUCGAGCCGGGGACCACCUACGACGUCCACAUAUACGCGAGCAACAGCAAAGGUCGAAGCGAGAGCGUCCAUUUCCGUGCAACCACCCUGAAUCUGCCCGAAAGGCGAACAGGUGAGAAGCUGGCGCAACCCCCUCCCCCGGAGAAUUGUACGAUCAGGGAAGAGAGUCGGACGACGGUGAGGGUGAGCUGCGCCGAGAGCGAGUUCAUCGAUCCUCGGACUGCCACCUAUGUCCUCCAGGUCUUCGACGCGGACACCAGGCGUCUUUUGGCCUCCGCGACUAGCAUGACGCCUAGCAUGCUCGAGAUCACCGAUCUGCCCGCGGAGAGGAGUUACUCGGGCCUGGUUCUCUCGCUGAGGAUCAUGACGGAGCACACGAUGAGCGACGCAACGGUUCUUCACAGCCCGCACUAUGUUCAGGAGGGUAAGAUAAAGGAGCAUCAAGCAUACCCAGCUCUCACGCCAAAGAUACUGUCGCUGUCCGGACCACUGUUUGGCAUGGUAGUCGGAUCGACGGCAGGUGUUCUACUAGUGGGCUUCGUGAUAACCCUGGCGGUGAAAUUACGGCUUCGAGCAAGGUCUCAGGAGGACAAGGACUCUCACGACGACGGUGGCAUGGCAAACCUGGCCGCGUCCGGUACCGGCAGCUCCUCUCCACGUGAUAAAUCGUCGACCCUGCCUCUCAAUUCCGACAGCAUUGAGAGUUUCGAGAAGGAUCCAGAUAUAAUUCCUCACGCUAACGAAAAUUCUUACUCUGAAUUGUGCAAGAGUACUUCACCACGUUAUGUAUUACAUCAGCCACGAUCGGAUGCAAGUACUUUUACCAAUACAAGCAACGGAUCAGAGUUAACGUACGCUGAGUUGUCGCUUCGGGGUAACCGACGAAUACCUCCUAAUUGUUAUCAGCCAGUACAGGUAUCCAAUAUUCAACGACCUCAACUGCUGCCCAUGUCGACUCUGACGCGUAGACAACCUAUCCAGGAACCGACGAUUUACGCGCAAGUCGCCAGUCAUUCUAAGCCGAUUUAUGUGCCACCUCCACAUCCAUACAUGAGUCGUAACAAUGACGAGACCACAGCAGAAACUCCAUUAAUCGGACAUGACAAUAAGAUUACUACCAUCAGCCAAUCUGGUAGCUCAAUAUGGCGUACCGAUACGCCACCAGUCUCAAAUGCACCAACGACAUGAUUCUAAAAUUUUCGAUUAUAUUCGAAGCAACGUUCUACUCUUAAUAAACGUUUUUCCACGCACCGUUAAUUACAAAAAAAAAGUUAAACUCAUUUAAUAGAACAAGAAAAAAAAACGAAAAAGAAAAGACUACCGCACGAUGUUCCUCGUAGAUCAUUUACGCGGAACGACGCGACGUGUAUGAUAUGUUAUCGUUAAACUUUCUCGUACAUAUGUUACAGAAGGUUCUCAAUAAAUAAUGAAGAAUGAAAGUAAUAUAAAAACACACGCACACACACACCCACCCACACAAAUGUUUGCGCGAAGUAUAAUACGAAUAUAUUAUAUAUGCUUUCCGAAUGAUUUGUGAUAGAGUUAUUAUUGAAAUGCGGGAAUGAUUGUCUCGAAUCGCGAUGUCUCGAACUUCUUGUCGAGAUAUCGAGAAUUACGAUAUCUCGAAUAGAAACGAAUUUUUUGUUUCGCGGAUAAAACAACCGAUGGCGCAGUAAUCGACAGUAAUGGUUCUAAUAAUUGAAAAAUAUUAAUUUCGUUGAUCCUUCUCAACCGUCCGUAAAAGAAGGGAAAGAAAACAAAAUGAAAAAAAACAAUUGAAAGAAGAAAUUGCAAAAUUUUCUAUCAUAAUUCAUCAAUUCGAAUUGUAACAAUACAAUGUGUUCUCAUUGUACACUUCGACUUAAUUGAUAAAUGGAACACAUUUACGAUACCACGAAGUACAAUCAAGACGGCGAAUCCCUAAUUGUUUUUUCGUUCAGUAUUACGUCUACAAAGUAUAAUUUGUAGAAAUGCGUUAGAAUUAAUGAGAUGAUAUUUAUGUAUACAUAUAUUGAGCCUGCGUCGAAAGUUAAAACGUCUCGAGGUGUUUUUCCGCAGCUUAAUUAUUUAUUGUUAAACAUAAAUGACGCGAAAAAUUUCGUGUACAGAUUUAGAUAAAUGCGGUGUUAUUAUAACGAUGUUAUCUAAUCAUGAAUAGAAUUUAAAGAGAAAAAGAAAGACAGAAAUUUUAAAAUUUUGGAAGUGAUAAUAUACACGUUUGUUGAUUAUAUUAGACUCGUUCUAUAUGUUCGAUCGUUGCUCAUUUUUGAAGCUUUAACCGUCCCUGAUGGAAAGAAAUGAUUCUUUUUUCUUAAAUGGAAUAGUUAUUUACUAUUUGCGUAAUUUUUGUUUAGUCUAAAUCAUUUAACCUAGAAAAUGUUAUAUAGUAAGGUGAUCGUAUCGUUACAUUAAAUAAGAAAAAAUCAAGGAAUAAUUAAAUAAGAAAAAAGUAAGGUGGAAAUAUGUUAAAAUGGAAUAAUAUAUUGAAAUCGUCUUCUCACUUCCUUUAAAAUCGUUAUAAAUUUUAUAAUAUAUAUAUAAUCGAAACUCUAUCACAAAACCAAAGUACC
Apis laboriosa (Himalayan honeybee) is the source of this 4688-nucleotide messenger RNA. Its product is annotated as nephrin-like. The coding region runs from base 259 to 3306 and encodes 1015 amino acids. Lineage: Eukaryota; Metazoa; Arthropoda; Insecta; Hymenoptera; Apidae. The record is from RefSeq and is a predicted model, not a curated record. The transcript is spliced from 16 exons. Gene Ontology annotation, molecular function: protein binding.